Molecule: messenger RNA, 555 nt
Organism: Chara braunii
Lineage: Eukaryota; Viridiplantae; Streptophyta; Charophyceae; Charales; Characeae
Source: the annotation of a GenBank genome assembly
GCCGUCGGCAUAAUAGUCUCAGUGGGACCAUUACCAAGAUUCUGAUUGGUACCUUCUGGUUUGACACUCUGAGAUCAGGCAUGACAGUGUACUUCAUGCAGCUGGAUUUGGCAGAUGCUAGAUGCGGCUGGUUUCUUGAGGACAGGGAUGACAAGAGUGCAAUCAAUGACAGGGGCGCAGGGCUACCAAGAGCGCUGCGGCCCCGAGUUGUGAAGCGCUACGCCAUGAUCAUGAUGCUGUUUGGCGCGUCUCAGGAGAGCUGGCGAUUGUACGGCAUGCCGAGUUUUCAAGCCGUGCCACGUCACGAACGCCUUCAAAGAGAGGGUGAUGGAGGUGUUCGUGCGAUGUUUGGGUGGGCGGGCUCCGCAAAGGAGAAGCUCGUUGGCAAACCAACACUCUUGACAAGAGCGGCGCCCUGCGAUCUUGUGUGGUUGCGGCAUACAGCUUCAACUGAUGGAGAGUGGUAGCAGCUGUCUCAGCGAAGGUUUUGCUUAGGUCGAGUGCUGAAUCAUCCUUUGAGUAAGCGGGGGUGGUGGUGUCUUUGCUUUGUGACUC